This is a messenger RNA of Dryobates pubescens (Downy woodpecker), 879 nucleotides long. RefSeq names its product fibulin-2-like. The transcript has 2 exons. The coding region runs from base 1 to 675 and encodes 224 amino acids. Lineage: Eukaryota; Metazoa; Chordata; Aves; Piciformes; Picidae. The record is from RefSeq and is a predicted model, not a curated record.
AUGGACUCUUCCCCGCCUCCCCCCACCAGUGUUUCGUCAUGGAACCACCACCGGCAGCACUUAAAUAGAGGCCCUGGGCAGACUGUGGGGCGAAGACUGGAGACGCUGCACAAGGUCCUGCGCUGCACCUCAGGACCCAUCCUGCCUGCCCAGCCACCCUGCAGGAGCAUGGCUUUUGCUGGUGCUCUUUGCUGGUUGCUCACCUGCCUCCUGCUCUGCAGCGCUGCCCCAAAACCCACCUGUGACCCCAGUACCUGCACCUCAUGCUCUGAAAGGGAGGUGGAGGAGUCACCCACCCCUGCUGACAGCAGCUGCUGCUCCCAGUGCCCCCCAGCCUGUGCCUGCCCCCCGCACCUGGAGGACGACUGCAAGAUGCAAGGCUUCACCAGUGGUCACGUCCCUGCCGGCCGCUCCUUCUACAUUGACUUUGCCCGCAAGCUGUGCACCUGCGGCCCCAGUGGGGACAUCACCUGUGCCUCGCUCUGCCCCCGCCUGCCCCCCACCUGCCAGGCCGUGGGCAGCCCCGUGGCUGACGGCUGCCCCCGCUGCGUCUGCUACAAUGAGGAGGAGAUGGCAGUGCCUGCUGGCACCGUCAUUGCCCAGGGCACCCGGGUCUGCACCUGCCCUCCCGAGGGGGGCCAGCUGCAAUGCAGUGGCGGGGAGAGCAAGGAGUGAACCUCUCCUGUCUGCUGGCCAAGGGCAGGAGGACAGGGGAGCCUCUCUGGCAGCAGAAGGCUUUCUGUGCCGUGGGGCACCCUCGCUGAAAAGCGUUAAAUGUUUCAAACUCUCCUAAAGGACUUGGCAAUGAGCGUGGCUGUGGCACAGGGUGCUGGAGAGGUGCCACUUUGCAUGUCAUGUAUAGGCCGGGGCAAAGCAUCU